AUGGCUGACACUGGGGAAACUACAGCCAUGGACGGAACCUCAGGGUCACAGGGUCAAGGUCAGGGAAGUCCAAAGAAGGAGAGUCCAGCCGGUCCAGGUCUGUCCCCCUCCCAGAGAAAGCUUGUUCUCCUGAUGACCCACCUGAACAUCGCCAUGUACAGCACCUGUUUCUGGAUACAACAGGGAGCCUUGCCGUACCUGACCAAAAAGCUAGGAGUGGAUCCCGUAGUGUACGGUUACCUUCAAACGACCUUCGCGGUGGUCCAGCUGUGCGGCGGGCCGCUCUUCGGACGGUUCGGCGACCUGUUUGGCACGAGAUCAGCGCUGGUGCUGGCCUUCUCCGCUGCCGCCAUGUCCUAUGGCAUUCUGGGAAUGGCGGACGGCAUGUUACUGCUGUUUCUGUCUCGACUUCCUUCAUUCCUUAUGCACUCCAUGCAAGGAGCCCAGAUGGUGGUGACUGACAUCUCUGAUGAGAGUUCCCGUGCCGACGCUCUCGGCAAGCUGGGUCUGUCCUACGGUAUCGGCAUGAUCGUGGGGCCGUUCUUAGGGGGACAGGUCACUAAAUACUUCAGUGAGCAGCACUCAGCGUACCUGGCCAUGGCUGGUUCCCUGGUCAGUAUUGUGCUGGUCAUCUUGUUUAUACCCGCUAACACCAAGUCUGGCAAAAAGGAGUCCAGCAAGGAAGAUUCCAGUCCACCGAGUGUGUUUGAUGUCAAAGCCAUUGCCAAACUGCUUACCAUCCCUGUAGCUGCUUAUCUGCUUUUGGUGAGAACCAUUGUAGGCACUCCCCUGGGAAUAUUCCAGUCCAUGUUCAGUGUGAUCGCCAUGGACCGGUUUAACAUAGGUCCUGAGGAGAACGGAUAUCUCAUGUCAUACAUCGGAAUGGCUAACAUGGUAAUGAUGGGGUUAGGAGUAGGAAUCCUGACCAAGCGUUAUAACGAAGGUUUGCUGCUGAAGUGGGCGAUCUACAUGUUCACAUUUGGCUACCUGCUCCUGGCUGGAGCAAAUGUAACCUGGCACAUCUAUGUGACUGUCGUGCCCCUGACUAUCGGAGGAACUAUCAUGAACACUGUCAUCAGUAGCACCCUCACUAAGGUGGUGCCACCGGACAGUACAGGCACCAUGUUGGGCCUGAGCAUGGCGAGUAACUCCAUCAUCCGCACCAUGUCUCCCACCGUGGGGGGACUGAUGCUGGGGUACGCCGGCUACCCGUCCUUCGGAAUCCUGGGUUUCGUGGUGAACACGCUCCUCUCCGUGUACAUGCUGUUCUCACAGACACACGCACGAGUGGUCGCCGCUGUGGAGAAGCAAAACGCCAAGAAGGAAAGCUGAUAGUGAGGUAAACAAAGGUUGAUAAACUGCAUUGGAUGGAUACAAGUCACGG
Branchiostoma belcheri (Belcher's lancelet) is the source of this 1384-nucleotide messenger RNA. RefSeq names its product solute carrier family 22 member 18-like. Gene Ontology annotation, molecular function: transmembrane transporter activity. NCBI's taxonomy places the organism in Eukaryota, Metazoa, Chordata, Leptocardii, Amphioxiformes, Branchiostomatidae. The coding region runs from base 1 to 1332 and encodes 443 amino acids. The record is from RefSeq and is a predicted model, not a curated record. Gene Ontology annotation, biological process: transmembrane transport. The transcript is spliced from 10 exons.